AUGGUCAAAAUGUUAAUAGAGAGUAAAGAAACGCCAGAAAAAUUAGAGCAAAAAAAUGAUGCUGAGCUUGCAAGUACAAAUGCUAUAUUGUCAAUUACGGAAAAAGUCACGACAGUUAUGACGAGUGCUCGACCAAAAAUGCUGGAAAAAAUAGUACAAAGUACGGAAAUAAAUUCUCCACCUGGAAUUAUUUUAACAACAAAAACUGCUGAAGUACCUGGUCAUAAAGUCAAUAACGAGGACGAAUGCGAGGUGUAUGUUGAGAUAUUUCGCCUAAUUGCGCAGUAUACGCAAAACCAUCUCUGUGCUACUCAACCUUCCCCAUCUGUCGAGAUCGAUCAGUAACAAGAACGAACGCAAAAACAUCAAAUUUAAGUUUACAACUUUUCAACUCAUUGAAUUCUAACGACCAAGCGGAUCUGUUGGACGACGAAAAUGAAGGAAGUGACGAAAUGUUAACAGUUCCAGGUAAAAUUCGAAAAAGACGAACUGGCAUAACUCGUCGUUCUUCUCGAAAUCAAGAAAAGAGUAGUAAAAUUAUAAACCAGAGAUACGGCGAGCCAAUGUCAGCUCGAAAGGAUUUAUUGAAUCAAAAGCUGCGUCAAAUAUGCCGUGAAGAUUGUGAGAUUCUCGAGAAUGAACUAUGUAGAAAAGAAUAUGCAAUUGCUAAACGACACCCUCUGCUUCAGCAGUUGCGCCUACCCGAGUGUUCUGAUUUACCACUCCAGGGAACUAAAGAAGCAAGUGAUUGCUUAUCACUUGACGUACCAAGUAUCCAAAACGCCGAAGAAGAUGUUAAUUGUUACUGGGGCAACGGUAUGACUUACAACGGAACCGUCAAUUACAGUAUAUUUAACCGACCAUGCUUGAAGUGGAUCCACCAGUUCAAUCUCCAGAUCUCAGACUACCCCGAGUUACGCGGCCGGCACUCAUACUGCCGCAAUCCAGGCGGAAAAGAAGCACAGCCUUGGUGCUACGUCGACGUAAAUAACAAAAUGCAAAAAGAGCCCUGCAGAAUAAUGAAAUGCGUGGAUAAAAUUUGGAUUUAUGUGACAAUAAUUUGCGUUCUAUUAGCCGGAUUUAUCUUUACACUAGCUUGCUACUGCUGCUGCUAUCGGAACAGAAAAUUCCGUCGACGUCCGUCGAAUACUUUACCGUGCGGUAAAAUGCUAACUGGAGUCCAGUGUGAUAAAAAUAUCUAUGACGGUAGAAGAAAUACCACCCAGCCAAUUGAAAUGACAUCUCUGCUAACAACUGGAGGCGCCACUGGUACUUUAAACAGCGUAUCAAGCAGCAGAUCUUCUGCUACACGAUGUGUACCUCAGUAUUCAUUAGAAAAUGUGGCUCUGCUCCAAGAAUUGGGCGAAGGAGCAUUCGGAAAAGUCUACAAAGGAGAAUUGGUUCCAGUUCCUGGAACAAAACUCCAAGAGCCAGUUUAUGUUGCUGUUAAGACUUUAAAAGAAAAUGCAACGCCAAAAACUCAAAGUGACUUUAAACGUGAAGUUGAUUUAAUGACUGAUUUACGGCAUCCUAAUAUUAUUUGUCUUCUGGGUGUUAUUUUAAAAGGCGAGCCUAUGUGCAUGCUGUUUGAGUAUAUGACUCAAGGAGAUCUUCAUGAAUUUUUGAUUCAUCACUCACCGCGAUCCGACGCUCCAACACUUGAAAUGGGAAAAAUUCUUGAACAGCCGGAAUUCCUUCACAUUGCUUUACAAAUUGCCUCGGGUAUGGAAUACCUAGCGAGCCAUCAUUACGUUCACCGUGAUCUUGCGGCAAGAAAUUGUCUGGUUGGUGAAAAUUUAACUGUUAAAAUAUCAGACUUUGGAUUAUCACGGGAUAUUUAUAGCAGUGAUUAUUACAGAGUACAAUCUAAAAGUCUAUUACCAGUUAGGUGGAUGCCACCAGAAUCAAUUCUCUAUGGUAAAUUUACUACCGAGUCAGAUGUCUGGAGUUUUGGGGUGGUCCUAUGGGAAAUUUACAGUUACGGUCUUCAACCUUACUACGGCUAUAAUAACCAAGAGGUUAUUGAUAUGAUUCGUUCGCGACAGUUAUUACCUUGCCCGGAGGAUUGUCCUACUAUGAUUUAUAGUUUGAUGAUUGAGUGUUGGCACGAGGUUGCUAAUCGUCGGCCGCAAUUCCCUGAGAUACAUCAUCGAUUGCACAAUUGGUAUGUCAAUCAGACUUAUCUUACCAACCAACAGAAGAUCAAUAGUGGUAAUAGUAGCAAAGUCAGUUCUCCCGCGCUAUUUAAUCACGAUUCACUUGCUCGUAAAGAUAAUUCAAGGAGCUGUGCUGAUAUGGUGGUAUCUAUGAGAAAGGCAGACAGUCAGGGUAGUGUUAGUAAUUUCAAUUCAACUGUGAAUGGUGAUGAUAAACCUUGCUAUUCACCGAAACUUAGUGGAGCUAAAAGAGUUUUACCUAAUAGUCCGCCGCUUCAAGGCAGAAACUCACCAGUUGCCAAGACUACACAAAAUGGAGCACAAAUGGUCGUUAGAUUGGCAGAUCCAAGCAAAGUUUCUACUGAAACGCGAAUUACUAAGUGA
Molecule: messenger RNA, 2540 nt
Organism: Cotesia congregata
Lineage: Eukaryota; Metazoa; Arthropoda; Insecta; Hymenoptera; Braconidae
Source: the annotation of a GenBank genome assembly